This is a messenger RNA of Fonsecaea monophora, 3963 nucleotides long. RefSeq lists its product as hypothetical. Lineage: Eukaryota; Fungi; Ascomycota; Eurotiomycetes; Chaetothyriales; Herpotrichiellaceae. The coding region runs from base 1 to 3963 and encodes 1320 amino acids. The transcript is spliced from 3 exons. The record is from RefSeq and is a predicted model, not a curated record. Gene Ontology annotation, biological process: protein ubiquitination; SCF complex assembly. Gene Ontology annotation, cellular component: nucleus.
AUGGCUAGAGACCGUAGUUCGGCCCAGCAUGGGGUUGCGCAGUUGCUCAAUAAGAUUAAUGACCCCGAUCCAGAUAUUCGUUUCAUGCAACUCAGCGACCUCACAGAGAUCUUAGAGUCUCCCUCCUCCGAAUACAUACGGACCGACCAUCAUACUGCCGCUCGCAUCAUCGAUGGCCUACUUAAGGCUUUGGCAGACCCGCACGGCGAAGUCCAGAACCAGGCUCUGAAAUGCAUUGCUCCUCUUGCUGCCCGCAUACCGGGCGAGACUAUUGCGCCUCUUAUCGACAAGCUCACCGAUCUCACCAAUACCGACAUCGAUAUCUCCAUUCCCAAUUCUGCAUUACGGGCUCUGAUUGCAGCCAUGCCUCAGCCCAAACCAAACGAAGCUCCGGCUCAAGAUGUAAAAGAUGCAUAUGGCGCCGUCAGCAAAGUUCUGAUUCCAAGAUUGGUCGGUCAUGUGGUUUUGCCGUCAAGCAGACCGCCACCUCAACUGCCGACAGGCCUGUUAGAGAGACAGAGAGACAAAGGCUUCAGCAGUGAUGCAGUCGAUGUUUUGAUCGAAAUCAUCAAAUGUUAUGGGUCAAUGCUUCAGGAGUUAGAACUGGUGGCAUUAGCGAAGGCAGUGAUGAACAUCAUCGAGAGUCCGCAGGCUGGAGGCGUGGUCAAGAAACGGGCUUUGGCAGGGAUAGGAACGUUGCUGGUCCACUUCAAUGAUUCACAGCUCACCUCUUUUGUUGCUGCCCUCACAGAGAGCUUGCGAAACCCUCAGUUAACUACGGAACACCGGAGAUUUCUUGUUGCGACGAUCGCGACUCUUGCCCGCUCGAGUCCAGCAAAGUUUGGGCCUUUCCUCAACGACGUCGUUCCCUACGUCCUUCAAGCCCUGAGUCAAAAAGAGAUUUCACCCGUUGCCUCCGUGUCGGACGAGGAUGCAGAGGUUGAUCCAGAAGUUGAGGAAUUGCGAGAGACUGCCCUCGUUGCACUUGAGGCGUUACUCGGAUCCUGUCCGCAUGAAAUGAAACCCCAUCUACCAAGCGCUAUUGACGCUGCAUUGAGGUAUCUCAAGUACGACCCCAACGUUGCAGAUAUGGAAGACGACGAGAUGGGGGAGCCCGAGGACGAGGAUUCUGAUGAUGGCAUCACAGAAGAAGCCCUCGAGGACGACGACGAUGACGAUGCGACGUUGCGCGGCAAAAGCCUCUACACCAUCAUUUCAGGCUCCCCCGCGAGCGACAGAGGCAUGCUCUUCGGCAAGAUCGCCCCUGUUCUCAUCUCUAGGCUAUUCGGGGAGCGCGAAGACAAUGUCCGGUUAGAGGUCAUUGCAGCUACCACCGCUUUGAUUCGAAAGACGGGAUCUGGUCUGUCCGAGUCACUCACAAGGGUCGAUUCUUCAGAAAAUCCAGCAAUGCCUACCAACACUCGCAAGCGGAGACGGCAAGACAGCGAAGCCGACAAGAAGGAUCCAGAUCUCCGGGGUCUCGUCUCCAUUCGAUCCAGUCCUCCUAUUGUCCCAGCCUCCCCACCGACGGGGUCGCAGGCUGAGCUUGUCGGUCUGGUACCAAAGAUUGUGCAGGCACUUACAAAGUUGUGGAAGAAAGCAAGCAUAGCACUGAAGCAGGCUGCAGUUGUCAUGCUCAAGACUUUAACGUUGGCAAGAAAUGGAAUCUUGUCGGAUCACCUGCAGCAGCUGGAAGAUGCCGUUGCAGAUGCUUUGAAGCCGUCGUCGAGCUCAGGGUCCAGUGGUGCGGUAUCAGGCACCUCCGCAACAGCUGCCAGUCUUCAAAUUGAGACGUUGACUUUGAUCAGUGCCAUUGCGGAGACUAAUGGUACUACUGUGCUGAUUCCGUUUGUCAUCGCGCUCAUCCCUCCUAUCACAGCUAUUGCUCGUGAUCGAAACUAUAAAGUUUCAACGGAAGCUCUUGUCACGGUUGAACAGUUUGUCAAGGCUCUGACUCCGCCUCGGCUGCCUACUGCCAACCAAGACCAUGCUAUACACAUUGAGAAGCUCUGGGAAGUCAUAAUCGACCGCGUUACCGACAAUAACACUGACCGGGAAGUGCGACAUCGUGCUAUUCAGGUAUUUGGUGUUCUUAUGGCGAGGACAUCGGGCACUCAACUGCUGUCAAGCUCAGCUAGGGUUAGGAGCCUUGGGAUCCUAAGUGACAGGUUGAAGAACGAAACCACCAGACUCGCGAGUGCGAGAGCAAUUGGUCGCAUCGGUGAGGCCGCGAGCAGUCACGAUAAUAUCGGUUCUGCGUGGGUUCAAGAAGUUUCCCUCGAGAUGGCCAGUCAACUCCGCAAAGCUGAUCGAGCUCUCCGAGGUUCCUGCCUGGAAUCCUUACAAUAUCUUGCUUUGAACCCUGUGACAUCCUCAUUGUACGAAACUACCACGAUCCUGCAACUGCAAGGCAUGUUGAUGCCUUUGCUUUCCGUUAACGACCUUCAGUUGUUAACUCCAACACUUGUCAUCAUGUCCAAGAUCAUCCCCACCAAUCCCCAAGCUCUAGUUACCUUGGAGCUGGUCGAAGCGCUGUGUCCCAUUUCGCAAAAUCGGAUCGAAGGCCCUCCUCUCCGAGCUUUCCUGCUCCUGGUGAAAGUCAUUGGGGAGCAGGGAGUCGGAGCGUUGCUCAUGAAACAUCUCCUCACCAUUGGGACCACCGGCGAGACUAUGGUUCUCGGAAGAGCUAUCGGCACAUUACUAGUCUACGGUGGCGACAACCUCAAUAUUACGAUAGCUGAUUUUUUAAACGAACUCGAAUCGUCCCAAGACGUGCGAGCCAUCUGCUUGGCCUUGACGGUGCUCGGAGAGGUUGGAUUCAGGAUGGGACCGAAGUCGCCUGUGAAUAUUCACACCUUUAUCCGUUGUCUCUCAGCCGAAUCAGACAAAGUCCGACUCUCUGCCGCCAUUGCACUGGGCAGUGCGAGUUCCAACAACAUUUCGGAAUGUGUGCCUAUCAUCCUGCAGAGCUUGACACAGGAAUCGACAUCUGACUAUCUCUAUUUGCACUCUGUCAAGGAGAUUCUCGAACACUCUGAAAGCUCCUUGGGAGAGAUGGCUCCAUAUGCAGCGGAAUUGUGGCAGAAACUCUUCGCAGUGUCACAGGUCGAGGACAACAGCGCGGUCGGAGCCGAGUGUAUUGGUCGAUUGGCCACGAUCGACCCAGAUACAUACGUCCCUGAGCUCUCAAAGGCACUGGCAGACCCGAACCCCUUGGUGCGUGGCACUGUCAUUUCCGCCUUCCGGUUCACGCUGGGCGAAGCCAGCAACUCGUACAACAACAUUCUCAUCAAGACCAUGACGCCCAUGCUUCAGAUGAUGCUGAGUGACAACGACCUAUCCAAUCGACGUCUGGCCGUCACCACACUCAAUGCCGCAAUUCAUAACAAACCAGAACUCGUCAUUCCCGAUGUAGGCCAACUCCUCCCUACAGUCUUGGAGGACUCGAAAAUCAAGCCCGAACUUGUGAAGCAGGUCAAAAUUGGGCCCUUUACACACACUGAAGAUGCAGGUCUCGACCUUCGGAAAUCUGCGUAUGCGACCAUGUACGCUCUGCUAGAUUGCCCCGGCGCGAUCCCGCAUCUCCCUAUCCCCAGGAUCUUUGACCGCAUCCUAGACGGGAUCCCCGAUGACCACGAUAUCCGCACCUUGUGCAUCCUUAUGCUGGGUCGCCUAUCCGUGAUUGAACCUGACCAGAUACCCCGUCGAUUGCCCUUUCUGGCCGAAAAGUUUCGGGUGGUUUUGGGUGCGAAAUUGAAAGAGAACGCCGUCAAGCAGGAAAUUGAGAAAGUGAAUGAAGCAAACGCCGCGGUAGUGCGGAUCACUCUGGAACUGGACAGGAAGUUUCCAAAUGUGACGGUGGAAGGCAUCGGCGGCGAAUUGAUCUCAUGGAAAGCCUAUGUCGAGUUUGUUAAGAGAGAAUUUGCGAGCAUGGUGAGAAAUGUGCAGAUGGAAGGGGCAUAG